This is a messenger RNA of Closterium sp. Yama58-4, 2961 nucleotides long. The record is from the annotation of a GenBank genome assembly. NCBI's taxonomy places the organism in Eukaryota, Viridiplantae, Streptophyta, Zygnematophyceae, Desmidiales, Closteriaceae.
AUGCCUCCUAAGGGUCGCCAGCCGAAGACUCUGGUGGAUGCUCCGCCGCCUGCGGAUGACUCUCCUGAUAAGCAGAAUGUGGAAUCCCCGGACAGUGUUACCGAUCUGCUGCCUGGCAAGGGUGUAGCUCCUGAUCCUGACGGCGGGAGUACUACAGGAAGCAUGGACAAGGCUGACGGGGUUAAUGUCACCCUCCCGUCUGCUGCAGCUGUUGACAAUGCUAUUGCUGGCUGCUCCGGUUUAUCUGUGGAAGAGAAGGCUGCUACGCAACAGAUCGCAGGAGGGUUUGAUGGGGGUUUCUUGGAAGAUGAUUCUGAUGAAGAACUCGACAUUGAUAUUGCAAAAGAGGCUGCUUUCCGUCUUCGCUUUACGACAAUCUUACUGAUCCCGAUGCUGAAGGAAUUCACCUUCUACGCCGCCGCAAAGGAGUCCAGUUCCAGAAUAGACCGCGCGCUUGUUUCCUGCUCUCUGCUUCCGCACCUGGAGGUAGCUGCACACAUCAUGCCAGAGGAGUACAUUUCAGACCAUGGUUUCGCCAUCAAAGUUGCUUUUAAAGUAAAAGCUACUGCUCACCUGGGCCCAGGGGUCUGGAGGUUGCACGCUGCAGCCAUUGGCAGACCGGGGGUUCGUAAAGCGGUGGAAGCCGCUCUCGCCAAGGCAGAGGCGAGCGGCGAGGAGGACUUCGAAUUACUGCUGGGCAGACUUAAUGCGGCCCUGCGAUCGUACAUGAAAGAGGAGAGGAAAAGGAUCAGUAAGACCACGGCGCAUCUAGCGGAUGUGGUAGCGGAGCUGCGGCAAGAACAGAUGCGGAACCCGAGUUGUCAGCGCACCCGUGAUUUGCUGUUGGUCAGGGAGACGCAACUGAGGGAGUACCAUGCGUCUAAGCGGGAUAGGCUGCAUCUGAUGGCGGGUACGAACACUGAGCUGGCGGGUGAAGUGCCGUCCCCCUUCCUGUCUGCGCGUGUGAAGGUUAGGAAGCAGCGCACACAGAUUGCAGAGCUGUCAGUGGGAGGAGUAACAGUGAGAGACUCUAAGGACAUUCUGUCGGCGGCCACCAAAUACUUCACUGACCUCUUUGGUUCGGACAGCCGCACGAUGACAUCCAGUUGGAAAUUGCUGCCGGGGAAGAAGCUGAGUACUGAAGCGGUGGUGGCACUGGAGGAGGACUGGUCGGAGCAGGAGGUGAAGCAAGCUUUCAAAGCUUUGGCAAAUAACAAGUCGCCCGGGAGAGAUGGCCUCCCGAAGGAACUUUUUGAGCAGAACUGGGACGUCUUGGGGAAAGAGUUCUUGAAGAUGGCGAUGAGCUUCUCGAAAUCGGCCUCGCUUCCUGCCAGCAUCAAAGAAGCGGUUACCAUCUUGCUUCACAAAAAAGGAGAUAAAGACAGUCUGGACAAUUAUCGCCCAAUCACCCUGCUCAAUUUCACUUACAAGGUGUUGGCACGCGUGGUGGCGAGCAGAAUGAAGCAGUGGCUCCACCAAGUGAUAUCGGAGGAGCAAUAUGGGUUUAUUCCUGGAAGAAGGAUAUCGGACGCGAUUGGCGUGGUGGCGGACGUGGUUGAAGCAGCAAAAAAAGGGAAUGAGGAUUGGUACAUGCUCCUGGUGGACUUCCGCAAAGUCUUUGAUUCAGUGUCCCGGAGCUUCCUUUUCUCGGUCUUGAGAGAUAUGGGUUUUCCGGAAAGGUUCGUUGGCUGGGUGGAGGGCCUGCACAAAGACACAAGGACGAGGCUUUUAGUCAACGGCUGGCUGGGCGAAGCGGUGGAAGUAAAGUCGGGAGUGAGGCAGGGGUGUCCGCUCGCCCCGUACCUCUUUCUAUGCGCAGUGGAGCCGCUAGCACAGGAGGCAUAUAGACGGAAGCUGGGGCUCUGCAACAAAGCUGGGCAGCGGCUAGUUUACCUGGGUUACGCGGAUGACACGACGCUGUUCUUGGAGGGCAAACGGCAGAUCGUCAGAGUAAAAAAACUUCUGAAGCAGUUUGCCGAGCUGUCAGGGCUGGUCACCAACAGAGAAAAAUCAGUUGUCAUGCCGCUGGGACACAAUCUUGGAAGGAGACCUGGGACAUUGGGGGGCUUCAAAUGGGCGAAGGCAGAUGAAGCUGAACGCCUUCUGAGGGUCUGGAUUACUCCCUCCGGCAGCAGCGAACCGACCUGGUUAAGGGCUUUCGAGAAAAUAACAGUGGAGCUGAUCAAAUGGAAAGCGCUUUUCCUCACGAUUGCGGCAAGGGUGGUAAUCAUGAAUUGCUACAUCGCGCCCAAGGUGGCUUACCAGGCUCAGGUUUACCCCCCACCGGAAGAUAUCUGGAAGAAGCUGAUGAAGCUGAUUCACAACUUCUUGUCGGGUAACAACGCGUCGGCGGAGGGAGGUUUUGUGUUGUGGAGCUGGGAUCUCCUCUCCACUCCACGGGCAGACGGAGGGCUUGGAGUGCUGGACCCGGAGAUCCUCAUGGCCUGUCUGGCGGCUAGAAGAAUCGCUGGGCUUCUGACGGAGAGGAACGGCAAGAAAAAGGAGAUAAUGCUUAAGGCGGCGGGGCUCCCGAUGGGGGAAGAUACUUUCACGGCGCACGAAAAGUUGUUAAAACACUGGACGGGAGACGGUGAGCGGUGGAAGCAGACCUACGAGGCUUUCCUGAAAUCCCCCCUCGCGGAUACAGGGAAAGCCAACAGCAAAGAGGAGGUGGCGCAGGAAAGAAUUAUUUUCAACAGGCGCGUGUUGCUGAAUGGUACAAACCCAGUGGGCGGGCAGAAGGAGGCGAAAGGGCUCUGGGAAACCCGCAUGGGGGAUCUAGUAACCAAAGCGCCUUCGGGUGAAGCGGUGGUCAAGGACAUGGAAGUCCUGGAGAAGGAGCUGAGAGGCAAGGACUCCGUUCGACUGGCUCUCAAGGCUUUUGCUGCAGCCCCUGAGGAGUGGAAAUCUCUCUUGGUUUCCAACGACAUGGCUGGGGGGGGAAGGAGUGGAGGAAGCUGA